UGCUUGAAAGUUUAAAAGAUUUGAAUUUCGUAUAUAAGCUUUUGGCAUAGAUGGAACGCGAUAAUGCACCAGUUGAAUUUAGCUACUACGAGGCCAGUUGCAGUUAGCAUAGUACCCUUUCCAUUCUCCUCAAGAAUAAGAAAGUGUUUUUAUUUUUUGAUUCGCAGCGAGUUACUACUAUUCAUACCACAACAACGAAAAAUGUAGCAACCAUUGCUAUUUGUUUGUUAUUUUCUCACAUGAAGCGCACACCUAAUUUUUCGUCUUACAUUUUGUUUCGAAUAGUGAGUUGAGUGAGUUCCAGUAAUAUAAAAUGGAGAAUUCAAUUGACCUGCAUGAAUCGAACGAUACCGAAAUAUCUGGGGGACCAUCUUUGUUGCUGUUAAACAACGAUUGUUUGAUUCGAAUAUUCAAAUGUGUCGAACUGCUGGACCUCGUGAAUUUAUCAAGAACAUGUGUUCGAUUCAAGAACAUUGCUGCCGAUACAUUCAAUCCUCGGUUCAAGAUGGUUACAAUAAACGACAUUUGCAAUUCCCCGGAGCCGUAUCCCCCCUUGAAGGUAACGGAACAGCAAUUUUCCAGAAUUCUUUCGCUGAUCGGAUGGCGUGUGCAAUCUGUUGAAAUCUAUGAAGGAUGCAAUUACAUUUUUCGCAAAGUAACAAGCAAAUGCAAGAAUGUGACGAGCUUAUCGUUGCGUUUCAUAGACCAUCCGGUAUUGUCCCUUGGAACGUGUCCACAUUUACAAGAGUUUAACAAGUUGAAGGAAUUGAGAAUCAUCGAAUGUGAAAUAGCUAAGGAUGUUCUACGCCAAAUCUUCUUGCACAAUCCCGAUAUUGAAACUAUAGAAUGUGAUUGGGCGUACAAGGGAUUCGUGAAGCUGUUGAAACUUUUACCGAAACUUAAGCAGCUGCAUCUUGACUCCAUACAAGGACUGGGAGUCAAUCACUCUCCGAAUUUAUUUCAUCUGAAGGAAGUGAACGAUUUCACGUUCUAUUGCAGUGAAAAUUGCAAUAAAUUCAUUACUCAAUUGGCGACGAAAUGGACCUUAGUGUCACUUAACGUCACAUGCGAUGCUGACGACGAAACAUUCGAGCUGUUGAAAUUGUUUGAAAAUUUGGAAUAUUUAGAAAUUGCCAACAAGACGAGCAAAUGCAUUGUGCCUGAAAGUACGAUUUUUCCAUCAAAAUUGAAACGCAUUGGUUUCUGUUGUAUUGGAUUAACGCUUCGAAAGCUAGCGUCAAUAGUCGACGAAACAAAAAUGCUCGAAGAAAUUAUUUUGAGAUCGCAAUGUCUAAUCGAAUUUUCUGCUGAUCAGGAAGCCGAGAUAUUUUCUGGGAUUGUUGCUGCGUUCAGUCCAUUGGCGCAGAUUCAACAGCGUACUCUCAAAGUACAGUACUGUCCCAAUGACGGUUGGAGUAAUAAUCGACCGAAGAUUAUAAAUCACGUUUGCAAACAUGAAGAUCAACAGUCGUGGGAAGAAUGGGCAUCGAAACGAACUGCGCUGCGCAUCAUUUCGUAAAUCUGAGAAUGAUUGAAUUUUAAUUGAAUUUUUAUUGAAUUUUGACUAACAAUAAAUAGAUUUCAUA
Bradysia coprophila is the source of this 1586-nucleotide messenger RNA. RefSeq lists its product as uncharacterized. Gene Ontology annotation, molecular function: protein binding. Lineage: Eukaryota; Metazoa; Arthropoda; Insecta; Diptera; Sciaridae. The record is from RefSeq and is a predicted model, not a curated record.